AUGAAGGGCUCGUCACUCGUUCGCGUGGCUUCGCUGCUGUCUCCUCUUUUUUCUUUGUCAGCAUAUGCUCAAGACAAAUUCACCCAUGCCGGCACUGGUAUUGAGUUCUGGCGACAAACAGUCAGUUCAGACCAAACCCCUGGAGGGCUGGAGUGGGGCUAUGUGCUACCUGGCGAGCCUACUGGUAACAAUGAUGAGUACAUCGGGUAUUUGAAAGGUUCACUGGAGGCAAACAGGCAGGGAUGGACUGGUAUCAGUCAUGGAGGUGGCAUGCCUAAUUCCCUAUUACUUGUGGCUUGGCCAGAGGCAGACUCCGUCAAGACAAAAUUUGUUUGGGCUGGUGGCUAUGUAACGCCUCAGGACUACACUGGUGACGCGAUCAUCUCCCAGAUUUCACACGCGGUCAACGACACACACUUCGAGCUCAUCUACCGCUGUCAGAAAUGUUGGACCUGGAACCAAAACGGCGCCACAGGCUCUCAAAUACCGUCUGAGGUUCAGGUCAUUGGCUGGGCACAGCACAGCACGAUCUAUUCUGGAACCUGGGUCUUUCACAACAAGGGUCAAUCGCAAUUCGGCAUCACAGUAGCAGACGCAAGAAACCAAAAGUAUUUCGACUGGGUAACGCUGGUACCAGGAACUCCGCCAGAGAGUCCUACGUCAACGCUGCCAGGCCAGCCAAGCCCAACACCUACUCCUACCGGCCCCGUCACGUGUGUUGGGUCUCCAGCACCUACUAAUGCAUAUGAUUAUAUCAUAGUAGGUGGUGGUGCCGGUGGCAUACCCGUUGCUGACAAACUUUCUGAAUCUGGAAAAACGGUGCUUCUGAUCGAGAAAGGCCCACCUUCCUUAGCACGGUUUGGAGGGACCAUGGGUCCCGAAUGGGCGACAAGUAACAAUCUCACUCGCUUCGAUGUACCCGGUCUUUGUAACCAGAUAUGGGUAGACUCAGCUGGGGUUGCUUGCACCGACAUCGAUCAGAUGGCUGGCUGUGUCCUUGGUGGUGGCACUGCUGUAAAUGCAGCGCUCUGGUGGAAGCCUGUUGACGUCGACUUCGACUACAAUUUUCCUAGAGGCUGGAAGUCAGGGGAUAUCAAGGGCGCCGUCGACCGCGUUUUCAAGCGCAUCCCUGGUACAGACACUCCUUCGAUGGACGGCAAGCGCUACAAGCAGGAGGGCUUCGAUGUUUUAUCCGGAGCUCUGGGUGCUGAUGGUUGGAAGUAUGUGACUGCGAAUGAUCAGCAGAACCAGAAAAACAGAACAUACUCACAUUCGCCAUUCAUGUACGAGAACGGACAGCGGCAAGGCCCUCUCGGCUCAUACUUGGUCACCGCCCUUGCGCGCAAGAACUUCAAGCUCUGGACUAAUACCAUGGUUCGUCGCAUUGUUCGCACCGGAGGUAGAGCUACUGGUGUCGAGCUCGAGAAUGGUAUUGGUGGCGGUGGCUACUGCGGGACCGUCAAUCUUAACCCAGGGGGUCGUGUCAUCCUUUCAGGAGGCGCUUUCGGAACAACCAAAGUUCUUUUCCGCAGUGGCAUUGGACCCAAGGAUCAGCUCACCAUUGUCAAAAACAGCACUAUUGAUGGAGCCACUUUCAUCAAUGAGUCUUCUUGGAUCAAUCUUCCAGUUGGUCAGAAUUUGAACGACCACGUCAACACUGAUCUUGUCAUCAGGCAUCCUAACAUCUCGCACUACAACUUUUACGAUGCGUGGGACAAGCCGAUCGAGACAGACAAGGAUUUAUACCUUAACAAGCGAUCUGGUAUUCUCGCGCAGUCCGCGCCAAAUAUUGGUCCCCUCGCUUGGGAAGUCAUUAAGGGAUCGGAUGGCAUUGAUCGUUCACUCCAGUGGACUGCUCGUGUCGAGGGUCCUGGUGCCAACGAUACCCGGCAUUUGACUAUUAGCCAGUACCUUGGUCAUGGCUCCACCUCCAGGGGUUCACUUUCCAUCAAUGGCGGUCUCGGGGUCUACGUCAGCAAAGCGCCAUACCUCCAGAACGAAGCUGACACUGGCGUCGUUGUUGCUGGAAUCAAAAGCAUGAUGAAGGCCAUCCAAAAGAAUCCCGCUAUUGAGUUCCAGGUUCCACCUUCUAACAUGACGGUUGAAGCAUAUGUUGCUAGUCUUCCUAAGACCCCCGCUGCACGUCGUGCCAACCACUGGAUUGGUACAGCUAAGUUAGGUACCGAUAGUGGUCUCUCUGGUGGAACCUCCGUUGUCGAUCUAAACACUCAAGUCUAUGGCACCGAGAAUAUUCAUGUCGUUGACGCUUCUCUUUUCCCAGGGCACAUCUACACCAACCCAACAUCAUACAUUGUCGUGAUGGCUGAACAUGCUGCAGCCAGGAUCCUUGCUCUAUCUGCGUCAGGCGGGGAUGGGCAACAAUAG
Plenodomus lingam JN3 is the source of this 2385-nucleotide messenger RNA. RefSeq lists its product as uncharacterized. Gene Ontology annotation, molecular function: flavin adenine dinucleotide binding; oxidoreductase activity, acting on CH-OH group of donors. Lineage: Eukaryota; Fungi; Ascomycota; Dothideomycetes; Pleosporales; Leptosphaeriaceae. The record is from RefSeq and is a predicted model, not a curated record.